This is a messenger RNA of Bursaphelenchus okinawaensis, 1949 nucleotides long. Lineage: Eukaryota; Metazoa; Nematoda; Chromadorea; Rhabditida; Aphelenchoididae. The record is from the annotation of a GenBank genome assembly.
AUGGCCACAACGAUCACCAUUGGACUUGAAGCGAACAAAAAAACUCCGACGCAGAAUCGAAGAAGCCGCGCGGUGGCGAUGGAAAAUGGAGACCAGUGGGUAGGGGAGAAAAAAAGCAAAAAUUACUUUGCCUACAUGUAUAAAAGACAAUCAAGUAAAUACGACGCGUCUUGUACCAACAUUCUUCUCCAUUUCACCCGCAUUUUUGUGUCCACUCUUCAUUUACCUUCAAGUACACGGGCCAUUUCAUGUUUAAUGCAUUCACGCUGUUGGGUCGUCCUACGGCUAUUCGCACCUCCACCCCUGAGGUGUACGGUAGUCGUGGGGCGUGGGUAUAGAUACGGCUCCAUUACAUUGAUAGGUUGUCAUUGUGGUGAGGUUGUGUAGGUGCCAAGACCAUAGCUCAUUGAUAUAUUAUUGUAUCAUUCAAUCCAAUUUCAUAUAAACGUUACGGAGUAACAUAGCGGCCGGUAGCUUUAUAUUAUCUUUUUGCCAAAUAUCGCGUAAUUUUUUGUUGUAAUUCAUAUCCUACCUAUCAUCAUAUAUUUCAAAUUACUUUUUAUCUCUUGAUCUUCAUUCUCAAUAUUCUGUGCUGAAUCGUCAUCACACUGUUGUCAAUGAUCUUCUUCUCUCUUAUCUUCAUUGAUUUAAAAUUUACAUACUGUAUUGACAUUUAAAUACUUCAAUCGUAUAACAUCUCAUAGCCGUUUUAAUUACGGGCUUGUUUCACAACCGUUAUUACACAAUCCUCAAUUUCAGGGACACAAAAAUGUGGCACAAAGUGGUCGCGCUUCUGUUAGCCAUCAGCUCCUUGAUUUCAGCAUCUCCAGCUGUUGUAAUGGACGAAGGCAAACAAUUGGUUCGUCGUCAGGUGUUUGGAGGUGAGUGUUUGCUGUGUUUGUUGGUGACGGUGACGUUAACCUAAUCUUCAAAAUUGUUAAAGUGCUUACCAUAAAAAGAUGUAUGUGAAGAUGUACGAUGGUAUACCUACAAAAAACGCGGAAUAUCAACAUUAAAUUUUUAAAAUAUCUUUUGACUUACCUAAGUUGAGUUUUCGUACCUAUUUAACCUAAAAAAUACAAUAAAUAUUUGUUCGUAUUUUACAAAAUCAUAAUUAAAACUUAAAAAAAUAAAAACCCUGAUUACCCUCGAUAGCUCCUCUCUACUCCCCGUGUGGUCCAAGUGUUGGAUGUGCGGCGCCUGGUUUUUGCCAAUCAUCAAUGUGUAUGCCUGUAGCAGCUGCUCCACUACCACCACCAGCUUAUGCUCCACCCAUGCCCGCUCCGAUUCCUGUCGCUGCUCCAGCCUACGCUCCACCACCACCGCCACCAGCUUGUGCUCCAGCCUGUGCCGCUCCAGCUGCGUAAGUUUUUUUUUAAAUAUUAGGUAUAAAAAGACAAAAAAAAUAAUUUUAAAACUUCAAAAAGCUUGUCUAAAAUAAAAUUUAAAACAAAAAUUGACAUGCAACGCGUUUUAUUUUAAAACCUUUAUGUUACCUAAAAUUAAAAAAAAAAUAUUUUAGCUGCCUCGGAGGUGCCUGCGCCUGCCCAGGAGCCGCCGUCUACUCGCCAGCCAUCGGAUGCGCCCCAGCCUACGCUCCGCCCCCACCACCGCUCCCAGCUCCAGCUAUCCCAGUCCCAGCCCUCGCUCCUCCACCACCACCAGCCCCAGCCGGCCGCUUGAUCCCACAAGCCCUACCCGGAGCCCCAUGUGAGCCAGGAGUCGAGUGCACCGGUGGAUCCGUCUGCUCAAUGGGAAUCUGUUUGUGUCCCCCAGAGUUGGUGCAAGAAGGUACCGUCUGCGUAGCCAGAACAUUGUACGGUCCAGUCGCCCCAGCUCCACCACCACCACCCCCAGCUGCUUACCCUGUACCAGUACGGCCGGCAUUCGUUGAUCCUUGCGGCGGGAUUCAUAAACGAUCGGCCGAAGGUGUUGACUGCCAUAACUGA